AUGUCUAUGAAGUCCGAUCGAGCGCCGUUGAACAUCAUUUUGCGCAAGGUCGACAUCGUGAAGCAAGAGCACAUGUACGGGGCCAGAUGCAAAGAAGGGAGCAGUUCAGAGCUUCCCUCUCCGCGCACAUGGGGAGGCAACAUUGCUGCCUCACCCAUCACCGUCCGCUUCAAUCAAAAUUGCUGGCUUAUCAAGCAAGAUAUCGGAUUCCUAGAUAUCGACGCGCAGGCGCAGCGAGACGCGUCCUCGUUAUGGUUCAACCUGACGGAGGCCCGUCUCGCCGUAGACCUGGCAAUGACGCUCUCGGCCAGACGGAUUGAUGUUCUAAUCCUGACGCCGUAUAAUGCCCAGGUCGCCAAAAUUAAAGCCGAUCUCGCCAAUCGCUACCACAACGCGACAAGAAAGCCGCGCAUACUUACGGUUGACUCAUCACAGGGUACCGAGGCAGAGUCCAAGCGGCGCGUCAAUGUAAUGACGUCGAGGGCGAGGCAAUUGGUGUUUUACCUGGGUAAGUGGUCGUAUAUUCAAAGCGCCACUCUACAGCAAUCGUCACGAACGCUGUUCGGUAUGCUUGAUCACUACUCGAAGCAUGUCCCACGCUUCGUGAUCGACCCCUCCUAG
Aspergillus aculeatinus CBS 121060 is the source of this 621-nucleotide messenger RNA. RefSeq lists its product as uncharacterized. NCBI's taxonomy places the organism in Eukaryota, Fungi, Ascomycota, Eurotiomycetes, Eurotiales, Aspergillaceae. The transcript has 4 exons. Gene Ontology annotation, molecular function: 5'-3' DNA helicase activity. The record is from RefSeq and is a predicted model, not a curated record. The coding region runs from base 1 to 621 and encodes 206 amino acids.